AUGACGCGAAUCCUGCCCCCGACCCGGACUUUCGUCCAUCCAGCUACCCGCCACAGCGGAAGAAAGCAGUCACAACGUCCCAUCUCAUAUCCCAUCCUCAACUCGGUGCUUCCCCAGCGCCCAGAUUCAUCGACUGACGACGUGAUUGAGGCCGUCCUUAGGGACCAGCAAGUGACCCCAGAUCUCGAUGACCGCCUCGGCUUUUUGCAGGCGAACGUCAACAAGAACUGGGAUCGCCUCAAUGACCUCUUUGAGCAUGUCAAGUCGUUGGACCGCGCCCCUGCCUUCAUUGCCAUCCAGGACCCUCCCUACGACUUUGCCACGGAUUCGAAGAGAGAACCCGCCGGCUAUUGGUGUGAGGCUCAACAUGGCUGGCCGAAACUCAAUGCCAAGGACGAGGUGGAGAUGGAGAACAACGUGCAAGUGCUAGCGUCGAGCCGCGUUGCCUUCUAUGUGCACAAGUCUUUGGCUUUGGCGUCAUGGUCCGUCGAGUGGGACAAAGGUGCCAACGAACACUAUGUUGCGUCUCUAUCCCUCGACUUGGUCGGCGGCGACAGGAUCAAAGUCUUCAGCGCGUACAACCGCACCCGCAACACGAUCGCAUUCAACCUUCUCCUCCGCGAAGCUGUCGCCGACUAUUGCAUUCUUUUGGGCAACUUCAAUCCUCGUCAUCGGGCCUGGAGCGACCGACACCUUUCUGAUAGGGCUACGAAGCAGCUGGAGAUCGAGACUCGACUUGCCGGAAUGCGUUGUCUUCUGAAGCCAAAGGACUUCACGUUCAAGCGAGGGGAGACGCAGACUACCAUCGACCUGGUUUUUCUCGGUGAAAGGCUCAAGGACCUUUGCGAGCUUUUUCACGUCACGAGGCCGCGUGGUUUUACCACGGACCACGCAGUACUCGAGACAGUCCUCAACGUGUCGCCCAAUCGGGAUCACACCCCGGUCCUUCAGAUUGACAAGGCAGACCCCGACGUCGUCCGGUCAGAGAUGGCCACUCGUCUCCUUGCCAAAUUCGGCGAUCCAUCUCAGCUGCGUCAGCAUCAACUGUCCACCACCGACAAGCUCGACCAGUUCGCCAAAGCCUUUGUUGUGUCCGCCAAGGCCGCGAUCGAUGCCACCAUUCCCACCAUCAUCCGCAACCCCGUUGGCCAGAAGCCUCCAAAAAGAGGGACUCGAGCCCACAACUACGCCUACGCGGUAUGGCUGGACGCCGUCAAGCAGGCCAACCGUUUUAUGCGUAUCGCCAGCAACGUAGGGAAGCGUACCCGAAGCGCUCAGCAAGCCAAAGACCUCUCAAGCCUUUUUGCUAUGGCAAGAUCGGCUCGCUUCUACGGCAAGAUCAGGGCCUCGCCUCACAUGCCAUGGCUCAAGAAGCCGGACGGCACAGCCUGCGCAAGCUCCGAGGAGAACGCUCGCUGUUUUCGCGACGCGAUGUGGUCCGACACAAGCGAAGAGCGCCUGGCUCCUACGGAGUUGCCACCUACCCUGGUGCGAUCUCGUGCUUCAGCUGCAUCAGGCCACGCUCUGUCGACUCCUUCACGGAAAAAGUCAAAGCCGAAGAAGAAGAAGAAGACCCGAAAGGAUAAGGAGACUACACUCUGGUUCCCCCACAUCCAGCGUCGCUACCUCCACUUCCUCUGA
This is a messenger RNA of Colletotrichum aenigma, 1641 nucleotides long. RefSeq lists its product as uncharacterized. The record is from RefSeq and is a predicted model, not a curated record. NCBI's taxonomy places the organism in Eukaryota, Fungi, Ascomycota, Sordariomycetes, Glomerellales, Glomerellaceae. Gene Ontology annotation, molecular function: catalytic activity. The transcript has 4 exons. Bases 1 to 1641 code for a protein of 546 amino acids.